Penicillium diatomitis is the source of this 1023-nucleotide messenger RNA. RefSeq names its product bZIP transcription factor. NCBI's taxonomy places the organism in Eukaryota, Fungi, Ascomycota, Eurotiomycetes, Eurotiales, Aspergillaceae. The record is from RefSeq and is a predicted model, not a curated record. The coding region runs from base 1 to 1023 and encodes 340 amino acids. The transcript is spliced from 2 exons.
AUGCAUCGCUCGACAAAUCACAGUAAUAGCAGCGCUUUCAGUCCCAACGCCAACCCAAAUGAAGACUGGACCAAGAUCUCAGAUCUGGCCGAGCGAAGGCGGAUCCAGAACCGCAUUGCGCAACGCAACUAUCGUAAGUUGGACAUGGCCACCCCGUCGAAUGCGACUCGCUCGUCUCGUGGUUUUGGUUGUCUUAACAUUCGCGUGUCUGCAGGAAAGAAGCUGAAGCGCCGACUCGAGGAUCUGGAGCGACGGGCAGCGUCUUCUACAUCUCCAGAACCCUCCCCGGCGGAGAUUGUGACUGCCCCCAAACCAACCACUGCCUCCCGCAAAUCCCAAUCCAAAUCAUCACGGCCCAUCAAGUCUGCGGACAAUCGCAGUCUGACCGCACACGGCGCAACCCACGAGCGGUUAGCGUCGCACGAUUCGCAAACCACCAACCCAGAUGAGAGGAACAUGUUCGGACAACAAUGUACUCGUCAAUUGAGCGCGUCACCACCGCCGGCCUUUUCGUACCCACCACUCUCUGCCUUUGACACCUAUCGACCCAAUUAUCCACAGAUGCCGGUCUAUCCUUCGGUCUCCAGUCCUUACGGCGAGGUCCACUACGCCCAUUAUCACGAGAAUGCUCCCAACACUCUGCCGAUGGUGCAGAGCCUCGGGAUGACUCGUAAGCCCUACGACGAGGACAUGAUGAGUCCAUUUGGCAUGAGUUACGCUUCCAUGGCCGGUAUCGAUAUCGUGCCUCAACAGCACGCAGAGCCUCAACUUCCGGUGCCUAUGUUGUCCUAUGGCUACUCUCAUCAUGACGUGACGCAAACUCCUCAUCUCAGUCACGGUCAACAUCACCCUCCUCAUUCCACCUCCAGUCACAGUCACAGUCACAGUCAUGAUCAUCGUGCCGGUUCUUCCUCGACAGCUUCGCCUGAGACAUCCUAUUUUACCUUUCCACCGACUCCGCAGUCUCCUCCGUGCUCUCCACGGUCCAUGCCGGGCUUUUUUGACUACGACCUACACCACUAA